Messenger RNA from Cladocopium goreaui, 2271 nucleotides. The record is from the annotation of a GenBank genome assembly. NCBI's taxonomy places the organism in Eukaryota, Dinophyceae, Suessiales, Symbiodiniaceae.
AUGUCGGCACCCGCUGGAGCUGGCAAGACGUUUGUUGCGGUACAGUGCGCAUGCAAUAAAAUUACAAAGAGCUCUGAGGGACUGGUCUUGUUCGUGGCUCCAUCGAUCAGCCUCGGGCUCUAUUUCUUCCAAUGGCUCGCUCAAAGAUGCGCGAAAGACUUGUCCCUUGACAAUGUGCUGAGCCGCAUCGUGCUGAUGAUAUCGCCGUACGAAUCAUUUCUGAGUCUCCACGAUGAAGGCGGCCGCUUAAAACCGAGGUGUUUAUCUGAAAGCAGGAUGCAAUUUAUUUUGGCGAUCGUCGAUGAGUCGCAUGAUGUAUUCCGGUCCACUGAGUAUCAUAGCUUUUUUGAUUACAAGGUUGAGGCGGAGCAAUGUUUGUUGCUCUCCAGUAAGUCCCAAGCAUCAGGAGAUGAGUGUACUUUUACAGGUGUCACGGCGCUGAACCUCACUGAAAUCGUGAGAAGCAGCCAACGGAUCGUUGCAGCAUCAGCUGCGUUUCAAGGGAGCCCUGAUGAGAAGGAGGGUGUCGCUUCACUGUGCCCAGCUGGGCCUCCUCUGAAGUCUUUUUUGUUUGAGUCAGAUCGUGACACUGUGGAUUAUGAGAAGUAUGCAGAGAAGACAGUCGCUGCACUUUGGGAUUUGAUGGGGACCUAUGCAGGCCUCAGCUUUCACCGACGCAUAGCUCUUCUUGUGCCAAAAUAUUUCCUCCAGAAUUUCAAGCAAAGAAUGCAAGACCAUUUGGCUCAUUGCUUCGCAGGGCGAAACUUUGCGCUUACAUCAUUUCAGGAGGCCCUGUCCGUACUUCCCAACCGCGAGGAGAAACGAACCAUGGCUGAGGUGAUCAUCAUGGACACAGUGGAGAAUUGCAAGGGCUUGGAGCAAUUGAUAAUCGUUUGCAUUGGUUUGGAUGAAAAACUGGGAAGCCAGAAGGCCAAUUGCAAAACUCGCGCUUCAAUCUACCAAGCCAUCACCCGAGCGCAGCUUCAAGCCAUUGUGGUGAACCAGCGUCUUCAAGGUGGUUGGUUUGAAUUCUUAGGAUUGGUGAAGUUUAAGGAGGAUAUUUUUGAUGAGUUUUCAGCUAUGGCAGAGACCGACACCCAAGCUGCUGCUCAGAGCAUCUCCCAAGCAGUGCCAUCAGGGGAUGCACACCGGUCAGAGUUGCGGCCUCCGCUGAUGAGAGGUCAAAGUGAGCCCUCAACACACGAUGAGUUGAAAGCCGGGGGCCCCGCACCUGCAGUGAAGGACUCCUCUGUAUGGGACACGGAACAUAAUGACAUCAAGCUGAUCCACCAGCUGCAGUUUGACCCUCGCAAGGCAUCGUCAGCUGCCUCGACUGGUGAUAUGCGAUCGGCGGCGGCGUCACAGCAAGGACACUUGUUGUUGAGCGGGCGCCGCAACAAGGAUGAGAUUAAUGAGUAUAUGAAGGCAGUGAAGAAGCAGCUGGAAGCUCGAAAUGUACCGGUUUUCAUGGUUGAAGCAACCGUCGGCCAAAGUUUUGCUGACGUGACACGGAUAGGACUGGGCCGUGCCAAAGGCAUCGUAACAUUUUGCACGUCGGAAUAUGGGGCAUACACUGGUAUGGGCUAUGAAACUUUCCAUGAGCUUGAAUACGCUCAUGACCACCGGUUGCCCUUGUUUCCGAUUAGGCUCUGCGAACAGUGGCCACCAGCGCCACAGGACAACGAACGAGGCAUCUAUCAGAAUCAAUUGGUGUUCAAAAACGGCCUGGUGUACAUAGAUGAUCGGCAGAUGAAUAAGGCCCAACACGUUGCUGAUCAGAUCGCUGAAUCAGUGGCGCACAUGAGCCGUGAGGCCGUGCUGAUCUCCUUAAAGGACUGGAAUUUGGGCGAGACGACUGGUGAAGCUCCGCGGAGCGUUGUGGUUCAGGCAGUUGUUCGCUGUUUGAUCACCCGAAUGUCCCGAUGGAAUAUGCGAGCAUGGGCUGUGGCCGCUCGGCAGUUCGGCAGCCUGACGUGUGGCAGCUCGGAGAUCGGGACGGGUUUCAUCACCCGCCUUUACAAGGCCGCAGCCGCCGUAGCAAUAGACGCUAAGGCAGACGAAGCUGCAGCGAAAGACUGUCAAGACCUCAGAUUGUUGAAUUCGCUCAGCGGGCUACAGGAUAUCCAUGAGGCGGCCGAGGAGGGCAACGUGGGUGCCGUGAGGCACUUCCUGCGUGUCGACCCCGAGAGCCUGAAGACGACGUAUGGACGCUUCGGCCGCAGCCUCGGAGCUGAAGUUGGAAGCUACGAAGCAGAUCCACGCCUUCCAUAA